Bombina bombina (fire-bellied toad) is the source of this 2515-nucleotide messenger RNA. RefSeq names its product zinc finger C2HC-type containing 1C (gene ZC2HC1C). Lineage: Eukaryota; Metazoa; Chordata; Amphibia; Anura; Bombinatoridae. The transcript is spliced from 3 exons. The record is from RefSeq and is a predicted model, not a curated record. Bases 195 to 1748 code for a protein of 517 amino acids.
CUGAGGGUAUUUGCAGUCACGCGCGGCUCCUGCUUCCUCUCGGUUUCGGUUCCCAUGGUAACCGUUUCUGUACCAGUGUCGCUGCACAGACGUCAUCAUUCGGCGGUAAGGUGGUGCCUAGCAACCAGAAGCACCGGCGGCGUGAGAAGGUGAGAAGAGACCCAGGAGAGGCAGAAGCUAAUGAUGGUCUGAGCAUGGCGCGCUUGCACAUGGCACCAAAUCCUUACAGAGAAGGCCUUGGUGAAGCAAAGCUACCAUCCUUGAGACAAGACAUACAGGCCCCUAAAAUCAUGUCCAGGUUGGAACAGCUGAGGUACGAAUACCAGGAUAGAGUCCUAAAACAAAAAGAUGAGAAGAUGCUCACACUUCUUGCACGGGAGCAAGAAAACACCCCUAAGAGGGUAACUAGCUUUACUCUAGGGACUGUGCCAAAUCAUUCUGAUGCUCUCAAACACCCAGAAAGGAAGCAGCACUUAUCUCAAAACCAGUAUCCUGCUUCUCGUCCAAGUAUAUGGGAAUCAGAAGAUAAGAAAUGGGCCUCAAACUGGACAGUAGCAAAGAAGAGUUUUGGAGUAGACAGAGCAUAUCCUUUAAAACCAGUAUCUCAUCGCAAGUUUCCAGAAAACAUGACUCUAGGAGUAAGUAAUCACCACCGUUCACCAUCGGCAAAUUCAUCAGGGGUCAAACCUCUUCUCCCGGAAUAUGUCCGUUCCAAAUCUGGGCCUAGCAGGACUGAUCCAUGGCAACAGCUGCAAGAAAGAGAAUACAGUCUAGAAGCCGAGAUCCGCAAAAAGGAGAAGCUGCUGAGAGAGAAGCUACGCAGGACGGAAGAAGAACUACGCAGGAUACAGAGGGAGAAGGAGCUUGCUGAGCUGGAGGAGAAAAGGUUAAAUGAGAUCCAGGAAGGAAGAAAGAGGGUAACCAAGACCCAAAAAAAAGCAGAGAAGAGCUACCCCUACAUGUAUUCGACAGAUGAGGGAGAAGAUAAAAAAAGAAGCUAUAGGAGCCAUGCAGAAAGUAGACCAUAUCAGGUAGAGGAGUCAAGCUUACCUACAGGUACACCCAGUCCUCCCCCGGCAGAUCUGCUGUACAGAACUGGGAGGCUAAAGAGAGAACAUAAAGUCACCAGCCACACAACAAAUAUUGCUCGUACCCAAUCUAUUUCGCCCAAAUAUGAAGAGGAUCAGGGUCCUCUUUUGUCACUGAGAACACCUCCUGCUUUAGCUGAUGAAAAUCAUACAGUGGAUUCUGAUGGCGAUGAAGAGAGAUUUCCUGUUGUUACUGCUCCUGAUGGGUUGGAUGUGAAGUUAGUGCCCUGUGGCAUUUGUGGUCGACGGUUUGCACAGCAACGCCUGGAGAAGCACAUGGAGGCCUGUAGGAAAUUGCAGAACUCCAAGAGGAAAGUAUUCGACUCAUCUUUAGCUCGAGCGAAGGGAACAGACCUGGAACAGUUUCUCCAAACCAAAGGCAGGGCUCCACCUCCUGCUACUCAGGUCCAGAAACGCACUUGGCGGCAAAAGCAUGAGUCCUUCAUGCGCACCAUACAACAGGCACGUGAGGUACAACAUGUCAUAGCGAAAGGUGGCAAACUGUCAGAUCUGCCACCUCCACCCCCUGAGGAAAACCCUGACUAUGUGCCCUGCCCUCAUUGCAACCGACGAUUUGCCCCACGUGCAGCAGAGAGGCAUAUACCCAAAUGUGAGACAAUCAAGAGUAAGCCUCGCCCCCCUCCACAGCAGAGACGAUAGAACAAUACCCUUAUUUCUAUGAAGCGCUAUUGCAAGACUACAAGCAAGGAUUAAUGGUCAGGUGGUGCCUUUCCACCCCACUGUACAACAUAGCAGACCCCAUAUGGCUGACCCUUAAUAAAUAUAUAUUUGGGCUGUAAUUCUUAAUUGUUAACCCAGUGAAUCCGGCACUUAACCUGAAUGUAAAGCAUGUGCCUUUAUACUACAUGUGCCUUGAAAAAUACAUCAUCCUAUAACGUUGUUAUGGGGCAGAAACUUUUUUCUACAACACAACAUACUUUUUUGUGUGUCCCUUAUGCUUCUACAUCACAGUGUGCAUGUGACAUAUGGAGCACACUUCUUUGGAUCAGGGUCUUUAUAGCUGUACAUCUCCAGAUUUGUUGAUACAGCCAUACCGUGUAGUUCUGUAUGCCGCCAUGCACAGGAACAGAGACAUUCAAAGAUUUACAUCCCUGUGUAUUAAUCCCCUGUAGCUCUACAUAUCCGUGUUUGUUAGGGGCAAACAAGCUUCAUAGUUUUGCAGUGCCUUGUACCUUAGUUUCCUUUCAUUUGUUGUUCGUAGACAAACGUUCUCUCUGUAUGGCAUUGGGACAGAUUUACUUCCCACCGGUGCUUGAAUAGAUGCUUUCUAGCUCAGUUUUGCCCCUUUUGUUGGGGCUGGUGUUGAAUUAUUCACAUUUUAGGACUAUAAUUCUGUUUGCAUAGAGAAUUGCUAGUGGAUAUUUGGAUAGCUUGUUUUCAAUCAUAAUAAAGAUUGUUAAUCUCUU